This is a messenger RNA of Myotis daubentonii (Daubenton's bat), 4596 nucleotides long. RefSeq names its product family with sequence similarity 167 member B (gene FAM167B). Lineage: Eukaryota; Metazoa; Chordata; Mammalia; Chiroptera; Vespertilionidae. The record is from RefSeq and is a predicted model, not a curated record.
ACCAGGAAGAGGCUUGCAGGAGAGCCUAGGAAGCCCCUUACCUCUCCAGGGGCCAGUGCAGCCGUUUCCAGCCAGGGUAGGCGGCCUUGGAUUUAGUGCCGCCUCCAGUCUUGCGGGCCUGUUUGGCGGUCUAGACUGAGCAAGUAUCCACGAUGAUGCCGGGGCCCCAGGUCGAGCCCCAGCCAGCACAGCUCGCAGCAGCAGCUCCUCCUCCUCGGUGCAGCGCCGCUUCUGGGGCCCGGUCAGGGGCUGGCUGGAUCGUAGCAGCACCUGCAGACAGGGACUGGGCUCCGGGAAGCCGUACCCACCAGCCCUGGCUCACGAACUUCGCUCACAGCCCCUGGGCGAGUCUACACUGGAGCGGCUCAGAGCGAGCAGGCGCGGGCUGGGGCGCUGGAGCCUUCCGAGCGAGCGUAAUUCGCAAGCCUCGGACCCGGUCUGAGUUGCUUGUGGUGGGACAGGGAGGGGCCCGAUAAGCAGACCUUGUGCAGGUCCUGUGUUGACAAAAGAGGGACUAGGUUCAGAGGCCCGGCCCUGCCCGACCAGGGGGCGGGGCCACGAAGCUCGGACCCCGAAACCCGGGAGAGGGGGGGCCCGAGUGGAGGAAGGCUGGGCGGGCAAGGCCAGUUGGAGACAGGACCCGGCGGGGCCAGAAAAGCCUGGAGCCAGGGCAAGAGCCAGGGCAGCGGCGGGCAGCGAACUGGCCCGGCCAAAGCAGGAAAGGGCCCAAUAGGGACGCGGUUGGUCCUAGUGGCAGAGUCUGGGGCGGGGCGGGGCGGGGCGGGGCGCACGGUUCCGCUGGGAGCGUGGUGGUAGCUGAGCCCAGGUUAGCGGCUUCCCGGGCGGAAGCGGGCGCUGAGCGCCACGGCCUCGUUGUCCGCAGCGCGAGGCACGAUCACGGCGCGGGGGUAACUGGGCACAAGCUGAAGUCCUUGUUCAUCCCGCUCAGCCUCCGUGGGUCGGUCUGCAGCGCAGGGAGGGGCGAAGGCGUGCUCUUGAGUACCCAGUGAGUGCCAUGUCCCCGCGCCCCUCCCAGGCCCGGCGCGUCCACCUACCGAGGCGUGUGGAAGCGCCAGGCGACGCCCAGUCUCAAGCCCUUGGGACGGUAGAAGAACAGAUAGGAGGUGAUGACCGAUUCCAGGGAAGACAGCGCCUGGAGAAGAAGGCAGGGGAUCUGGGAAAGGUGGGAUCAUCCCACCCACACCUUCCGGCCCCUCGGGUCCGCAGCUCCCGCCUCUCCAAGUACUCCAGACCACCCGGGUUCCCUAGCCAUUAGCUGUGCCCCGGGAUAACACCGGCUGCUGAAUGCUCUUGCUCAGCGACCCCCUUUUACUACCAUGGUUACGGGACAGGGAUAGCUUAAGUGCCUCGGGUGCACCGCGGCGUACCUCGACGUAGCGGGCUAUGUCCAGCGUCGCGUCCACGCCCUCAAUGUCCAGCUGUAGCGCGCGCAGGUCCUUACAGCGCAGCGUGAUGGUGCCAGAGUCACCCGCGACCCUGGGGAUGAACGCGUUUAGGCUAAGUGUACCCCGCCCCCCAUCAGGGGAGGAGAAACCAGUUAUAGGACUGGACGUAAUGCACCAUCUCCAGCUGCACUUGCUCUUUCCCCUCACUCCGUGGAACCGCGAAGUCCCCAACUCCAGGGUCGCCCCCGCCAAGCUCACCACUUCUCAAUGGAGUCAACACUACGCCAACAGCCGCAGCCAGAGGCCCAGAGUCGCCUGGGCCCUGGAGACAGCAGCAGGUGGUGGCCGGCAACGCACAGCGUGCCACGCAGUGGGGCCACCUCCUGGCCCCCCAAGAGCUCAGUUUGGGCCCGGCUGGUGCGGAUCAACUCCGAGAACUCCAUUCCUCCGGAGGUGGGCCUGGGGCCCAGCAAAAGGGCAGACUCCAGGAGCGUCAGGCGGGGCAAGCUGGGCUCCAAAAGGGACAGGAACUGGCUGGGCAGCAGGCGACCCGCAGGACAGCUGUCGAGGAGGCCCCUUGGAGGAAGGAUAACACAGUUCCAAAGAACUGUCUCCCUCUUAUUGCCAGCACCUCUCAGCAGGACCCCAGGCAGAACUUGUUAAGGAAACCUCAAUCUCACCAUCUGUGAAAUGGGGAGAAUAAUCUUGCUUAACUCCUUAGCCUGGUGCUUAAUUCGCAUAAGGUACUCAAUAUUUUUGGCUUUUUACUUUAUUUUUUACCAAUAUAUUUUUAUUGAUUUCAGAGAGGAAGGGAGAGAGAGAGAAACAUCAAUGAUGAGAGAGAAUCAUUGAUCAGCUGCCUCCUGUACGCCUCCUACUGGGGAUUGAGCACAAAACUCCAAAUUGAACAAGGGACUCCAGUCCACAGGCCGCUGCUCUAUCCACUGAGUCAAACUCGCCAGGGCAAUGGUUUUGGCUUUUUAGACUGGAAUGCUGGCACUCUGGCUGACUUAAAAAAGAAAGAAGAAUGCCAUCUUUUCUUCUGGACCCUGGUGGAAGGGGUGGAAGUGUGGGUAUGAAACUGGGAACUGCCUACUUCCUCCCUCACAUCUGAGGUUGGGUGUCUUCCUUAAAUGCAAGCAACUGUGUAACUGGCACCCCUCAGCCACCACCCUGGAUGUCCCUGCCUAAGGGCGCCCUCUAUGGUGACCACUUCCCCGGAGCCCCAUCCCCUAUUGCUCCAUUCUUUGCCCAUACAACGAGCUGAGUUCUAUGCUUAGUGUUGUAACCAAAGGAUGACUGAGUUCUGUUCAUAGGGUUUACAGUCUGGCAAGAGUCACACUUCAACUGGUAAUUUACACGAGAUAACCCGAUUUACCGGGGGACUCAUCAGCCCAUCCAUCCAAUUAUUCUUUUAUUUCUCAAACACUGAUGCCUAUUCUGUGUUAAGUACUGAUUAUUAAGAAGACGAAGGUGGACUCCUGCUUUCAAAGGGCCUUCUGGUCCACUAGGUUCCCAGCUUUUGUGUAUUCAUCAAGCUGUGUAUUUAUGAUAUGUGCGUUUUUCUCCGUGUGUUACAUUUCAAUACAAAGUUUAAAAAAGGGAACUGCACCCUAACCCGUUUGGCUCAGUGGAUAGAGAGUCAGCCUGUGUGUAGACUGAAGGGUCCCAGGUUCGAUUCCGGUCAAGGGCAUGUACCUUGGUUGCGGGCACAUCCCCAGUAGGGGGUGUGUAGGAGGCAGCUGAUCGAUGUUUCUAACUAUCCCUCUUCCUUCCUCGCUGAAAAAAAUUAACAAAAUAUAUUUUUAAAAAUUUUUUAAAAAUUAAAAAGGGAACUGCUUGUGUUGAAGCCCUGGGAAGGGCCAGGAGAGACGGGUCUUGGAGCCCAUCCACAGGUGUGCCUGAUCCUGCAUGCGGUCUCUGAGCGAUUUCCAAGGAACCUAAAGUUCCUUAGAGCACAGCUUAAAAUCAAAGAUCUGUCCCAACAGAGAGUCGGUGACUUAUCCAAGGUCCCACACAACCAGCGUCAGAACCCAAGUCUUCUGACUCCCGGGCCAGGGCUCUGGACACUUCCUUUGCCAUGAGUGAGGACAGAGGGCCGCUCGUCAGCUUUCUAUCCCCUCCCCACUCCCUUACGUGGGUCUUAGGAAGGGGGCCAAGAAGCUGGUGUUGGUGAUGCUUUUCUUAUCCUGGAACAACUUCCUUUCUGGGAAACUGGGUGUCUCCUUCUGGGCAAAGACAAUAAAAUUCAUCCAAGGGGCCAAAAGAGCAGGGCUUCUUCUGUCGCCAAACGGAUGGGCAUCACGUGGCUCCAGGGUUAGCGGUCCUGGAAAACCCCAGCCCUUGCCACUCUGCCUCCCACACCCAUCUCCUCACUCACCCUCACACACUCGGCCUCCCGACCCACCUUGAACAUUCACCAUCGCACCCUGUUCACCCUCAGCUUCUGCCGCCACUACCUGGGCAACAUUACCAGCCUUUUCCUAAUCCCAGAGCUGCAGUCUUGCUUUGUCACCCGUCCCAGACCCACCAUGUCCCUGAGGCCACUGAAAUUCCAGGCCGUGGGUGAAGCAAACGAGGAGGAAGAGAGCCUGGAUUCUGUGAAGGCGCUGACGGCGAAGCUGCAGCUGCAGACACGGCGGCCCUCGUAUCUGGAGUGGACCGCCCAGGUCCAGAGCCAGACCUGGCGCACGGCCCGAGCUGGGCCUGGGCCGGGGGAACCUGGGGCCAUCUGCGGCUUUGACUCAAUGGACUCUGCCCUUGAGUGGCUGCGCCGGGAGCUGCGGGAGAUGCAGGCUCAGGACCGGCAGCUGGCGGGGCAGCUGCUUCGCCUGCGGGCCCAGUUGCACCGGCUGAAGGUGGACCAAGCCUGUCAUCUGCACCAAGAGCUGCUGGACGAAGCUGAGCUGGAGCUGGAACUGGAGCCCGGGGCCGGCCUGGCCCUGGCCCCACCGCUGCGGCACCUCGGCCUCACACGCAUGAACAUCAGCGCCCGACGCUUCACGCUCUGCUGAGGGGAACCUGCGUGCCUACUGAGCACCCGGUACCCUUUCCCCCACCCACCUGGGAGGAAAAGGUGUGCCCCAGAGGCACCAGCACCUGGCAGGAGAGGGGGUUGGUGGGUACACUCAGAUUAGAUCUGGGAGCAUAGAGCCCAGCAUCCUGUUCCUGCUGCUGCCCCAGCUGUGUG